Messenger RNA from Aspergillus novofumigatus IBT 16806, 679 nucleotides. Its product is annotated as DASH complex subunit DAD1. Lineage: Eukaryota; Fungi; Ascomycota; Eurotiomycetes; Eurotiales; Aspergillaceae. The record is from RefSeq and is a predicted model, not a curated record. Gene Ontology annotation, cellular component: mitotic spindle; spindle microtubule; mitotic spindle pole body. Bases 159 to 467 code for a protein of 102 amino acids. The transcript is spliced from 3 exons.
AGCAACAAAUCAACGCGUCCCAAGAACAAAUCAGACAGUUCCACAGUAUAACAAGAUAUAAUAUUUUGCCAUCAAUUCCUUACAGAGGAUAAUAAACAGAUUGAUCUGAUUGAAGACCUUUUGCCUCGUGGUGUGAGAACAAUUGGACAGCACACAAAAUGUCAACAACACCGAGGAGAACAACCCCGACAGUUUUCGAGCAGCAGCGAGCGGAACUGGUUCGGGAAAUCGCAGUGGGUAUGGAGCAAGUACUCCAAAACAUCAACCGCCUGAACCGCAACCUGGAAAGUAUCAUUGCAGUUGGAAAUGAGUUCAGUUCCGUCGAAGCUCUCUGGUCACAGUUUGAGAACUUCAUGGGCCGCUCUGAAGAGAAUGAGCAGAAUGGCACGAGGCAGGGCGAAGGGCGAGAGGAAAAAAGGGAAGGCCAUGAUCAGAGUUUCGCCGAGAGAGCAUCGACGAGUCACUAGCGAUAUAAGCACACGGUGUCUUGCGUAUGAUGAUCGUUCUACAUCUUUUACGAGUUAUGUCCUUAUUUCAUUGGGUUGCAUAUUCCACUAUUUGAUACCGCUACUACGUCGAACUUUGGCUACAAAAAUACCAGACACGUGUUUAGAAUCAUCAGUUUUGAUAGUUUAUCCCUUUCAGGUACAUGGGACUGUUGCUUGCGCCGGUAAACACC